AUGUCAUCUUACAGAGCAACGAGGACGGCCUUGCGUGCCGUCGCGCGCACAUCCAGACCCGCUACCCGGCCCGUGACGGCGCCCCUCCAACAAUCGCGAACCUUUGCGAGCGUCCAACCCGCCGCUGGUCUUCUCCAGCAAAGUCAUCUUCCCCGGCGCAUAACCCGCGAGCACCCCCAGCAGCAAGCCGGCGCACGGCGGUCCCCCUUCGCCGGCCGCGAGGGCGGCAUCCGCACCAUCUUCAUCCAGACCGAGCAGACGCCCAACGCCGACGCCAUCAAGUUCCUCCCGAACCACCGUAUCCUGCCCGAGAACAUCUCGACACCCUUCAUCGAGUACCUCAACCCACGCUCGACCAUUGCGCCCCCCUACCCCUCCCCGCUGGCCGCCCAGCUCAUGAACAUUGACGGCGUUACCUCUGUCUUCUACGGCGCCGAUUUCAUCACCGUCAGCAAGGCCGCCGACGCCAACUGGGCCCACAUCCGGCCCGAGGUGUUCGCACUCAUCACCGAGGCCAUCACCUCGGGGCAGUCCAUCGUCAACGUCGCGGAGAAGAAGGAGGGCGGCGUCGCCGGCGAGGAGCAGCAGCAGCACGGCGAAGAGGACAGCCUGGCCUAUGACGAGAACGACAGCGAGGUCGUGGGCAUGAUCAAGGAGCUGCUUGAGACGAGGAUACGCCCCGCCAUCCAGGAGGACGGCGGCGACAUCGAGUUCCGCGGCUUCACCGACGACGGCAUCGUCUUGCUGAAGCUCCGCGGCGCCUGCCGGACGUGCGACUCCAGCACGGUGACACUGAAGAAUGGCAUCGAAGGCAUGCUGAUGCACUACAUUGAGGAGGUCAAGGGUGUCCAGCAGAUCCUCGACCAGGAGGAAGAAAUCGCGCUCCAGGAGUUUGCCAAGUUUGAGGAGAAGCUCAAGGCCCAAAAGGGCCACGAGGCGACCGCCGCAUGA
Messenger RNA from Colletotrichum graminicola M1.001, 951 nucleotides. RefSeq lists its product as uncharacterized. Gene Ontology annotation, biological process: iron-sulfur cluster assembly. The transcript is spliced from 2 exons. Gene Ontology annotation, cellular component: mitochondrion. Bases 1 to 951 code for a protein of 316 amino acids. The record is from RefSeq and is a predicted model, not a curated record. NCBI's taxonomy places the organism in Eukaryota, Fungi, Ascomycota, Sordariomycetes, Glomerellales, Glomerellaceae. Gene Ontology annotation, molecular function: iron-sulfur cluster binding; iron ion binding.